AUGGAUGUUUCUUUGCUGGAUGCUACCAUGAACAUUUCGGGCCACGAUGCGACUGCGGAUGCGUCGCAUGCUACAAGUGCACUUGUAACAGAGAUGCGUCUGUUUAGGGAGGAGUUGACGGCAACUAGACAUCUCAUGGCCACUCUAAACGAAACCAUGAGUGGACUCACAGCGAGGAUGGACGCCUGUGAAAAUCGAGUGAGCAAACUCGACGAGCGCAUUUUAGCCCUAGAGCAACGUGCUGAGAACAAACCGGCAGGUGCUGACGCCUCACUGCUUGCCACCGUUGAACAGCUUAAAGCGGAAUUAAACGAACGUGAUCAGGAGCUGUUGCAGAAUGAUGUUGAGGUCUCGUGCGUUCCUGAACAAAAGGGUGAAAGCUUGCAGCAUAUUAUAAUUACUCUUGCAAGUAAAUUAGGCGUUAGUCUGGGUGAGCAGGAUAUUGUUAGUGCCUUGCGAGUGGGACGUCCUCCAGAGGAGGUGGAUGCGCUGGCUAUGUCGACUGCACGCCCGAGAAUGAUUGUGGUGCGGUUGGCGCGUCGCGCGGUACGUGAUCAGAUGUUGCAGGCGGCUCGCGUUCGUCGAGGUGCUACCACAGAGGGUACUGGGGUGCCCGGCCCGCCGCGACGAUUCUACAUCAACGAGCGGCUGACCCGCACUAACAGGGUUGUAUUCCGUCUGGCUCGCGGGGCGGCGGGGCGCCUGAACUGGCGCUACGUAUGGACACGCGACGGUCGAGUAUUUGCGCGUCAGCAUCAGGGUGGUGACGCGCCGCGUCAUCGUCUUCGUACUGAGGCUGAUGUUUCCCGUGUUUUUGGUAUUGGAACGAUUGGUGACAAUAAAUAA
Hyposmocoma kahamanoa is the source of this 846-nucleotide messenger RNA. RefSeq lists its product as uncharacterized. The transcript has a single exon. The coding region runs from base 1 to 846 and encodes 281 amino acids. NCBI's taxonomy places the organism in Eukaryota, Metazoa, Arthropoda, Insecta, Lepidoptera, Cosmopterigidae. The record is from RefSeq and is a predicted model, not a curated record.